Molecule: messenger RNA, 2025 nt
Organism: Myzus persicae (green peach aphid)
Lineage: Eukaryota; Metazoa; Arthropoda; Insecta; Hemiptera; Aphididae
Exons: 1
Coding region: 1-2025 (674 amino acids)
Source: RefSeq, a predicted model, not a curated record
AUGGCGCCAACAGAACAACAAGAACAGGAACGUGUUGAGCGAUCCUUACAGCGCGCUAUUGUUAAACGAGAUAAGCAUGUUAAUAAGAUGUUAAUAUUGUUCAAAUUAUCGAAGACAGUUGAGUCUGAUCCGUCAUCUUUACCUAUGUUCGAUGCGCGUAAACGGGAUUUGGAAACACUCAUGUCAGCUUUUCGCCUCGACCAGGAGGACGUUAUGGAUCAAAUGGUAGAGCUAGGGCGGAUUGACGAGUUCAUACGGGACCAUAGUGUCAUUGAAACUGUUGUCACCGAACAAUACUAUUCUAUACAAGCCGUGGCGGGUGCGAUGGCCUGUUGUAAAAUGGAUACGGUAAUUAGAUCAGGCUCUCACAUUAAUUUACCAAAAAUUGAGUUACCGCACUUUAAUGGUGACAUAAUUAACUGGCGGUCUUAUCGUGACACAUUCACAUCGCUUGUCCACGACAAUCCAGAUCUUAACAGUGUUGAGCGAUUUCACUAUUUAAUUGCUUCAGUCUCUGGAGCUGCGAGUACGGUGGUACGUUCAGUUCCUCUUACUGGUCCCAAUUAUGAAGUUGCCUGGAAUGCAUUGCAUGAUCGUUUUGACAGUACACGUCUUAUACUUCACGCGCACUUGGACAAAUUAUUCGGAUUUUCUCUCAUAAAAAAUGAAUCACUAACUGGCCUAAAUAACUUUUUAGAUGUAUUUAAAGAGAACACAGCAGCGAUCAACGCUCUAGGUGUGCAUGAUCUGUCCGGUUUCCUACUAUUCUAUAUAGCGUCGCGCGUCCUGGAUAGUUCGACGAAGCGUCUCUUCGAGGCUGAUCGGGGCACACAUGAUCUUCCCACUCUAAAUGAUUUAUUAAUAUUUAUACAAUCUCGGUGCAAAAUUCUACAAAAUAGUUCGAUGUCAGACGCCGAAAGAAAACCUGCAGCUUUCACGCGCCAAAAACCUGUAACUUCAAGAUCAUCGUUAUUGGCCGCAACCAAGGAUCACGAGCCUUACUGCUAUGCGUGCCAAGGGACACACUAUAUAUACAAAUGUGAGAAGUUUAAGGGACUAACCACAUCAUCACGAUUUCAGCUGGUAAGGUCCAAGAACAUGUGUUCAAAUUGUCUCAGUGGUUCCCAUACGGUUUCCACAUGUACGUCGAAGUAUUCGUGUCGAACCUGUUCCGGAAAACAUCAUUCGUUACUGCACUUCGAAUCGCGAAAGCGCCAGGCUGACACUAAGUCAAAUAACAAUGCACCCGCGGUUUCAUCGUCGUCGGCAGCCCCCGUUGGUAAUCUACCAAGCACCGAUGACACGUCAUUUGUUGGUACCGUUAGCAGCGGCAAUUUGAGUGUUCUGGGCACAGCUGUUAUUCGGAUGUGCAACCAACAGGGACAGUGGGUACCAGUCCGUGCAUUAAUAGAUUGUGGAUCACAAAUAUCUGCCAUAACAACAAAGUGCGCAACACGACUUGGUCUCACUCGCUGCAAUCGUACAAUCAACGUAGUCGGAUUGUCACAGAGCCCCGUAGUCCAGGCAAAAGGUGUAGUCUUGUGCAGCAUAGUACCACACAUGCGGUUAGAUCGACAGCUAACUUGUGAACCCGUUCUAUUGUCAAAGAUUACUGGGCUGAUGCCUUCGAAAGUGUUAGAUUUAUCUAUACGAACUCAUUACAUGGAUCUGGAGCUCGCAGAUCCGAAUUUCGAUCGUCCAGGGCAAAUUGAAUUCUUACUAGGCGCUGACGUGUACAACCACAUUUUCACAGACGGUUAUCAUGUACGUCAUAUACCAGGAUUGCCUUCCGCGUUCGAGACAACACUGGGCUGGAUUAUUGUUGGAGCCGCGGCAGCCUCAAGAACUUUGUCAUCGCAAGUAUCACUGUCAUUGACAACCGAACCGUCACUUAAACAAUUGCUGAACCGGUUUUGGGAAGUUGAGGAGCCUGUGGUUUUACCUAAUCCGUUUACAGAAGAACAGAAGUGCGAAGAGAUUGCUUUUCUGCGGCGGUACUCAUUUGCGAGUGUUGUAAAUGGAUAA